CUGCGCCGCACGCACCUUUGACUCCUUUGAACAGCCAUGCAGCCAAGGCAAGUGCAGCUGACGGAAACGAUUAAUCGACUCGUCGCCCUGCUCCGCACUCCGGCCGUCGCAAAGGCUCUGCGGACUGUAUUGGCAACAACAGCGGUGCUAGGAGCGCUCAGGGUCGUGCUGCGUCAUCUAUUUUCGAACAAGACCGUGCCUAAAGUGAUCAGCGAUCCUGGACGCGUGGGACGGCAAGUUAAGAGCAGCGAGGACCAGUAUGACCCUGAGGAAUACGACGUGGUCAUCGUGGGCGGAGGCACUGCUGGUUGUGUGCUUGCCUCUCGCUUGUCUGAGGACCCUACCAUUCGAGUGUUGCUUCUGGAGGCGGGCAAGAGUUCGGCGCAAAACCCUCUAGCUCGUGUUCCUGUUCUAUAUCAAAGGUUCUUCCAUUCCGGCUCUGACUAUAAUCUGUAUACGGUGCCCCAGGUCAAUGCAGGGGCAAAGUCGAGGUAUUGGCCAAGGGGGAGGAUGCUCGGAGGAUGCUCGUCAAUGAAUGCUAUGAUCUUUCAUCACAGUGCCCCUUCGGAUUAUGAUGAAUGGGCUGCGAUGCAGCACGGCCAGGAGGGAGCUUCUGGUUGGACCUAUGAGGACUUCAACCGUUAUUUCACAAAAUUCGAGAAGUUUCACCCAAGCAAAGAGUAUUCCCUCGUAGAUGUCGCUCUCCGAGGUUCUGCGGGCCCGUUAGAUGUCGGGUACUAUGGGUAUGCGUCUGAUACAUCGAAAACGUUCUUGGAGGCUUGCGACAAGGCUGGUUUGCCCAAUGUCCCGGAUUUUAAUACACAUAAAGGAACAUUGGGAUCGAGCAAGCUGGUCCGCCUUUCAGUGACAUUUAUCGACCCACAAAUGCGUCGCGCCACGACUGAGUCGGCCUAUCUUACGCCAGAGGUUCUCGCCCGGCCCAACUUGGUGGUAGCAACCCAAGCGCAAGUCACGAAGAUCGUGUUGGGGCAAACUGUCGAAGGAGGAGAAGUAGUUGUUCGUGCUGUCGCUGUCAGAUUCAAGAACGGACAGGGUAAGACUUUCGAGGUCAAAGCGAAGAAAGAAGUCGUUGUGUCUGCCGGAGCCGUACAUACUCCUCAGAUCCUCAUGCUGUCUGGCAUUGGCCCUUCUGAUCAUCUCGCAGAACAUAACAUUCCGGUGUUGGUCGACCUACCUGGCGUUGGAGCACAUCUCAUGGAUCACCCCUCGGUGGAUUAUCACUUCCGUGACAAGAGCCGCUCAAUGAUCUCAGGCCUUAACUCAGACCCAGGCAGUGUGUUGAAACCGCGCAAUAUCUUAAUGGCCAUGAGCGUAAUGUUGCAAUAUGCGCUCUUUCGCAGCGGACCGAUGACUUCGAACGUUGCAGAGGCGGCUGCCUUCGCUCGUUCGUCCGAUACGUCUCUGUACAGCGCCGAUGGUAUCCCAGCCGAUUCAACCUCUGGACCCGGGGCUCCAGAUAUCGAGCUCUUCGUAAGCCCGCUGUCGUGGACUGAGCACGGAUUCGGGAGGUUCCCCAAGGGGCAUCACUUUGCUUUGCACACGGUACUCCUCAGGCCAACCAGCAAGGGAACCAUCCGAUUGCAAUCUUCGGACCCGUCGGACGCUCCUAUCAUCGACCCACAGUACCUAUCUACAGAUCAUGAUGUAGCUGUCCUCGUCCGCGCCGCCCGCCUCGUAGGCCGCCUCAUCCAAACAGAGCCGCUCUCUUCUCUGUUGGACCCUACAGGCCUCGCUCUCUCAGAGCCUGUGGACAUCCUCAACCACAACUUGCACGAGAUGACGGACGGUCAGAUUGCUAAGCUCGUACGGAACAGGGUGGAAACGCUGUAUCAUCCUACGUCCACUGCGCGCAUGGCGCCGCGUGAAGAAGGCGGUGUUGUGGAUCCUUAUUUGAGGGUUUAUGGGGUGAAGGGCCUGAGAGUCGUGGACGCAAGCGUUUUCCCGUUAAUCACUUCGGGACAUACGGUGUCACCCACGAUUGCCGUGGCAGAGAAGGCAGCCGAUUUGAUCAAAGACGCAGUCAAGUCAGUAUAAGGGCUACCAAGUUGGACGUAUCUGCGACACAUGCGGUUUUAUGCCCACGUUAACCUCGCUUGUGCGACUGUAAGCUCAUUUGCCCUGGCGAAGGAAUGGUGUGAUCUCUCUCAUUGUCGCGUGCUACUGUGUUUUAAUGAGACGAUGUACUAUAGUUAUUUGGAUAGUAUCGACUGACGUGUUACCUUGUACUUCAUUCACCGCUCAACUGCCCAUUCGGAAGAUGUCAUUUGGCGACAUCUUCACGUAGAGGAGGUCAGUGCUUGCCCACGAUAUCAAUACCUC
This is a messenger RNA of Laetiporus sulphureus 93-53, 2340 nucleotides long. Its product is annotated as GMC oxidoreductase. Lineage: Eukaryota; Fungi; Basidiomycota; Agaricomycetes; Polyporales; Laetiporaceae. The transcript is spliced from 15 exons. The record is from RefSeq and is a predicted model, not a curated record. The coding region runs from base 37 to 2055 and encodes 672 amino acids. Gene Ontology annotation, molecular function: oxidoreductase activity, acting on CH-OH group of donors; flavin adenine dinucleotide binding.